Messenger RNA from Scylla paramamosain (green mud crab), 2735 nucleotides. RefSeq names its product antimicrobial protein 1. The record is from RefSeq and is a predicted model, not a curated record. The coding region runs from base 2083 to 2463 and encodes 126 amino acids. NCBI's taxonomy places the organism in Eukaryota, Metazoa, Arthropoda, Malacostraca, Decapoda, Portunidae. The transcript is spliced from 4 exons.
GCUCCAGAAAAGUUAGGAAGUUGGUGAGACUCAUGGAUGAAUGUGAUGUGAGAUGGUGUUGUGUUGUCAGCAGGCAUUGUGUUAGAUAGUGAUGAAGAUGGCAGUGCAGACUGUGACCUUAUCCUCAUAAGGAGUCGUGAACCGCACAAACGAAUUAGUGAAUAAACCAACACAAGUUAAAACUGAAUAAAACACAACAAAACGUAAGUUAGGGAAAUAUAUCAUAACACUCACAAAUAUGAUAAAAGACACAGAGUAACACAGAAUUAACAGUAAAUGAUAAUGCAGGACAGAAGAAAAUAAUAUAUAUACUGAUAGACAGACAGACAGAGACAGGCAGACAGGCAGGCAGAGACAGUCAGACAGGCAGACAGAACUUAUCACCAGAAGAAGGAGGAGUGGAGAAGACAAGAAAACGAAUGAAAAUUGGAUUGAAUGGCGGAGACAACCCGAUGACUGGAGACGGCUGGGGGGACUCAGAUGGAGACCGGGAGAGAUGACCUUGAGGCAGCCCGAGAAGGAGGGGCAUCAGCGCAGAUGAAGCGGCGGUGAGAGCGGCUACCACUUGGUGGGGAGCGCGGCGAUGAGACGACGGUGAGGUGCACGGCGGCCUGGGAAGACGAGGCAGAUGAGGCAAAGGCUGCAAGUGGCCGUCCGGCAAGAUGACCAGCUGAGGCCGCCACAGGCGGAGAGCAGAGUGAUGAGGUGUGUGUGGCAUAAGGAGCGGCAAAGAGUACCACCGGAUGGGAGAGGGUAACGGGUGGGAGAUGGCUCGGGGAAAGAGCCAAGGUACACCCACACCUUGGAGAAAGCAGGGGUGGCGCAGAUAGGAGGAGACCUGGCGAAGCGAAGUGGGUGAAGCGAAAAGUGUGGCCGCCGGGAGAUGAUGUUCAGCUCCUGCUCAGAUGAAGCAGGAGCGGGCGCGAUUGACAAGCGCCGGGCCUGGUAAGAAGCGGCGGAGAGCAGGAACGGCGUAAUGGACAGGAACGGAGACGUGGGGCGAGCGAAGACUCGGCAUGAGGCACGCCGGGAGAGUGAGGUGGCUGGGUCAGAGUGGCGGCCCGGGUGGAUAGCAGAGAUGACUGGAGCUGAGCGGCGUCUGGUGAGGUUAGCUGACCUAGGAUUUGAGUGUGGUGAAUGACAGGCAGAAUCAGAAGGCGGCUAGUCACUUGAAGGUUAUUCAACACCACCUUAUGAACGUCCGUUGUGAAACCCAAAUUUUUCCUUCGUUAUUAAGAUGACGCCUUGCAACUUGCGUGCAAUGGAGGCGCUAUAUACGCGUCUCAGCGUGUACAUAUUACGAAAGUCAAUGGAUCUGUGUGUUCCUCGAUCGCAUGAAACACUGCGCCACUUGUUCUGCAUGAAUUUCUCUGCCCACCACUUGUUCUAGAUGGGCGAUCUGCUACUCACCAAAUGUUCUGGAUGUUAUUUCUGCUACCUGCUGCUACCACUGAUUCAGAUGGAUAGUCACUGCCGCCUGUUCAAUGGCUGAUAGACUUUUUGGAUGGUGGUGAUGGUAGCAACAUAGAUUAUGGUGGCUUGUUGAUUCUCCGUUGAUAAUAUAUUGGUAGCAUGGAAUUUCGUGGGUAUUUGUUAGAUUAUGUAGUUUAUGUGCGAGUAAAGGUAACACAACAGACAAAGUCAAUUUCCUGAUUUAAUGAUGAAUAACAGAAUAUGUAUACGUAAUUGUGAGAGCACAGGAACACUAGAUUUUGAGAGGGAAAUAAAUUACCGCCCUAUCAUAGGAGAGAACCAUUUGCCAUGCGGGCAGGUGGGCGGAGCCUGUAUCAAUGCGCGCGGGCCCAGGUGAGCGGGUCACGACCUUGCCAGGUCUCACUCCCGGCCGGGUCACCCAGCGCCAAAGACGUGCCCUCCUCGACUCCUCCCGAACCAGCCUGCAGAUAGGACAGCGUGGUGCAGCGGUAAGCCAAAGCCCUGACCGACGAAGCUGGCUUUCAUCGAAGCAGACUGAAGGAGUGAGUACACCAGUGGAACGCCUUAGGCGAGGCAGCCUGAUAGUCAACACACACACCAGCAACAUCCACCACUACCACAACAUCCACUCGCCUCCAGACCCUCACAAUGCGUUCAUCCCUCCUGCUCGGCCUUACAGUGGUCUUGCUGCUGGGCGUCACCGUGCCUCCAUGCAUGGCAGGCCAGGCUCUCAACAAACUUAUGCCUAAAAUCGUCAGCGCCAUAAUUUAUAUGAUCGGGCAGCCGAACGCAGGUGUCACUUUCCUGGGCCACCAAUGUCUGGUGGAGUCGACAAGGCAGCCAGACGGUUUCUACACCGCAAAAAUGUGGUGUACUUCAUGGACUUCUGAUAAUCCUAUUGUUGGGGAAGGAAGAAGCCGGGUUGAACUUGAGGCGCUUAAGGGUUCCAUCAGAAAUUUUGUCCAGACUGCAUCCGAUUACAAGAAGUUCACCAUAGAGGAAGUCGAGGACUGGAUUGCUUCUUACUAAGACGCUCACUUGACGUGCUUUCCGAGUCCAUCAAGGUUGCUUUGGUGAAGCCACCAGUAUUAGUUUGAUCAUAGAGGACAAACACUAACUCAGAUUCAUCUUCACUAAAUCUGAUAAUGAAACACAUUUUUUUAGUAAUUUAUUUGUUACACUUUUCUGUGAAGCAAGUGCUGCUCGUAAGAAAUCUCAAAAUUUACACUUUUUUCUUUAAUAUCCUUGUUAUCAAUAAUUAUUUGGAACAAGUUCCUUCUACCAGGUAUACAAAUGUUAUU